This is a messenger RNA of Tricharina praecox, 1968 nucleotides long. RefSeq lists its product as uncharacterized. NCBI's taxonomy places the organism in Eukaryota, Fungi, Ascomycota, Pezizomycetes, Pezizales, Pyronemataceae. The record is from RefSeq and is a predicted model, not a curated record. Bases 92 to 1504 code for a protein of 470 amino acids. The transcript is spliced from 2 exons.
UGCUGAUGCUGCUGGUGCUGCUGGUGCUGCUGGUGCUGCUGGUGCUGCUGGUGCUGCUGGUGCUGCUGUUGGUGUUGGUGGUGUUGGUGGUAUGGUGGUGGACGCUGGCGGCCCGUUGGCCGGAGUCGACGACGACGUCUUCGCACAAGCAGCUUCAGCUGUAGCUCCUGUACCAGUUGCAGAAUCAGAGAAACCCUCAUCUACUCCUUCCACCCUCAAGCCGCCAAACCGUGCACGGUCGUCGAAACCGCCGCCGCCCGUUGUCAACCCCCGAAAACGCGCUUCUCGCAUCGAACCUCUCACAGCCGUCGCCAAUACUCCCGAUGCUACCACUACCACUACCUCCGCACCGCAUAGCCCUGCACCACCACCGCCACUACCAGUCGAGCUGGUAGACCCAUUCAAUGGCGAGGAGGAUGACGAGCCAGAAAUGCAGAAGGAAAUCGUAUCGGCUUUCCCGAACCCCUUCCUGCACCGAGCCAAGUCGGUGAGCCAAUCGAGGAGGUCGUCGGAUAUGCUACCGAUGACAGAAGCCCACUCGAACUCCGUGGCCAACAGAGCACACGAAACAACCGAUCGCCGGAAUCGGCAGUCCUUGGAUGUGGAUGCUUUCAAACGGUUGAUGUUGACGGGGCAGAUCAUGCAGGCUCCACCAAUAGCUACCGUCAACGGUAGCAGCAGCUCCAAUGUGUCUCUUGAUAGCCGGCGAUCUGUUUCUGAACCCAUAGUGGAGGGGGCCAAACGCGAUGAGACUGCUGUGAUUGCUGAAUCGACCCCUGGUAUGGCAACGCCAGGAUCUCUCUCGAGAUCUUCGUCUACUCGAGUGAAACCGCCGCCACCAAAACCGCGAACCCGUUCCGGUGGGAAGUCUUCGCUGUCAACAUCCACAUCUCCCUCCCAGACGACUCCAUCGUCCCCCACCGCCACCACCAAUCGGCCCUCUUCAUUCAAAGAGCCUGACAGGCCUCAUCUGCCAGCACCGUUGCCACCUCCACCACCGCCGCUUCUGUCCUCCACGGGGCCCGCUGAAGCGGAGAAGAGACACGCACCUCCAUCCCCGCUCCCACCACCACCACCGCUGUCCAGACGACAGUCUGUUCAGCGGCGAUCACCUGCCGCAGCGGAGAAAAGUGAGGGCAUUAAGACACCUAGAUCGUCAACACCAUUGCCACCACCACCACCUCCUCCUCCCAUGAGGAGGGCAAAGAGCGUUUCGGUGCGCACCACCGUCGGGGCAAGUGUUAAGGACGGACAAUCCCCGACUCAAUCCCCAACCCAAUCCCCGCCGCCUCCACCACCACCUCACCGAAGAUCCAGAAGCUCGAUGGAUGGAUCCGAAAGUGCACAGAGGCCCGAUGUGCACUUGCCGGUGCUAGGUGAAGAAAAGGAACGCGAGGCGAUGGCGUCGAACGAUAUUCUGGUAGACCUACAGAAUUUACAGAGGAAGGUGGACGAACUGCGAAGAAGUUACGUUCCUAAUCUGGAUGGCUGUCUCCCGAUAUAACCAGAACCAGCGCAACAGCAGCAGUAUUUCCUGUAUGUGUGUUUUACAACCGUGUAGGGACAUGAUUGCUUUUUUGUUUGAUGGAGGUUAUUUCUUCAGUAAAUUGUGAAUUGGGUUUUGAUUUCAUGGUUUCAGGAUUGUUUUCUUUCUUUCGUUCUCUUGGGUUUCCUUCUUAAACUUAUGGUUGGGCUAUGGAGUUUUCUGUUUCUGUUUCUUUAGUACCUAUUUCCUUAUUUGGCUUCUGUCUGUCCUUUUACUAUGACAUGUCCGUCAUUGUUUUCGGAGUAGGGGGGGACUCUUCGCAUGGAGUUUGUGAACGCAGCUAGUCCGCCGCACUUCUGGCGCAGAGGAGGUGCUUCGAAAGUACCUACUCCACUUGCCCUUUUCUCUCUCUCUCUCUCUCUCUGUGUGUGUGUUCUUCUCUUCUCUGCUACCUAGGUGCUCGGAGAUUGAUUCAAGCCGUU